UUCAUGUUGAGGUGGAAACAACAUCCCUUCAAGCCUCCUGAUCAGAUGUACGUCUACAUCAAUGCAUUUGAUGGCGGCAAAAGACUGAAACUCAGCGAGGUUGCUAAGGAGAUUGGGGUGGAUCCUAACUUGAUCACAGUAGACACCAUGGUCUAUGCCACGCCUUGUCACGUGAUUGAACGAGAGGUUCGUAACUUAGUGCACAUAGGCCACGAGCUAGGGAAGUCAGGGGACUAUACUCUGCUGAGAACUGCACUAGAGUUGUCUGUCCUAAUGAAGGGACAUAAUAUUGAGGCCCGUCUGAAUCUGGUGAGGAUCAACCUCCAUCUAGGAGUCAACUUAGAGGAGGCUCAACAAAUCUUGCAAUAUGUGGCGGGUACAGACACAUCACGGAUUGGCCUUGUGGCCCAUAUGCAUAAUGCUAUAACAGAGGAGGCCAGUGUUCGUAAUGAACGAAACAAAAACCACAAGAUAAAAGUCAUAAGGAGGAAGAAAUUUAAGACUGUUAAGUUUGCUGUUGGACUGGUAAUGAGACAUAAAAGGUACAACUAUGACUGUGUGAUAUCCGGCUGGGAUUACAAGUGUGAGGCAAGUCGCGAGUGGAUUCAGCAGAUGGGGGUCAAUCAACUUUCCAGGCAGGAUGACCAGCCUUUCUAUAAUGUCCUGGUUGAAGACGGCUCAAAACGCUAUGCAGCUGAGGAAAACCUAGAGGUACAUCAGAGCCCACAUAUCAUCAGCCACAGUGAAGUAGGCAGGUAUUUCAGCACGUUUGAUGGCUAUCGCUACAUCAUGAACUGUGAGAAAGCUGAAGAAUACCCUUAUGAUGAGGACUUCUGCAUGGAACUGGUCCACCGCCAGUAUCACACGUAGCAUUGCCUGCCUUCAAGACAUGGAACUGGUCCACCGCCAGUAUCACACAUGGCAUGGAACUGGUCCACCGCCAGUAUCACACGUAGCAUGGAACUGGUCCACCGCCAGUAUCACACGUAGCAUUGCCUGCCUUCAAGAAUGUGAUGUAGUGAAUAUGUUGGCUGACAUAACAAACAGGAGAUCAUUUUUAGCUCGGCUGUUUUCGGAGAAAACCCGGGGUAUUGUCAUAGCCAGCUCGUUGUUUGCCGUCUGCUGUAAUAAAACCUUAACAUUGGCUCUAAAAUCAAAGUGCUUCCACCUACAACUUUGAAACUUCAUAUGUAGAUGCACCUUGAGGAGUUCUACACGCCACACCCAUUUUUGGGUCACUAGGUCAAAGGUCAAGGUCACUGUGACCUCUUAAAAAAAAAAUCUGACAAUUUUUUAUUUAUUCAAAACUGCAUCCACAGCCGAGCGUUGGCAUCCGUUAUGCGGUGCUCUUGUUUUAAUACUGACUGACGGAGCUUUCUAUAGAUCUCCUUGAAAUACAACAAGUAAUGGUUUAACCCAAGAAAUAAACUCAAAAGCAUCUCAAUCACUGACUCUUAGGCUUUUUAAGAAUAUGAAAUGGGUUUUUACUAAUCAAAACAAGUGUUUUUUCAGCCUUUUUUUGACUGUGCCAGUAUUUUAUUAGCUGACCUGAGCACAACUUGCUCAUGGUGAGCCUUUGUGAUCAUAUUUUGUUGGUUGUCCUUUGUCUGUUCGGUCUCAACAUUUGCCUUGUUAACACUCUAUGGAUCACAAUUUAUUGUCCAAUUUCCAUGAAACUUAAUUGAAAAGUUUGUACCAAUGAUGUGUUUGCAGAAUUUUGAAUUGGUCAUUGUGGUAAAAAACUUGGUCAUUGAGUUACAUGAAAGAAUAAACGUUUUUUUUUUACACUAUAGAAAGCACAUUUUAUGUCCAAUAGGAUUUAACUUUACUAAAAAUUGUUUCCUGUAAUACUAUUCUUUUUAAUUGUGCCUCUAUUAUAUUAAGCCCCCAUUCAAAGAAGAGGUGGUAUAUUGUUUUGAUGGAUGAUAGACCAGAUUGUUUCUGAUCAAUAACUUGUGAACAGAUUGACCAAUUGGCUUGAUACUUCCCAUGUGCAUUGACGUUGGACAGUUUAUGGCUCCUAUUAAAAUUGGGGUCACUAGAUUAAAGGUCACUAUAAAACUAAGUGUGAUUUUUUUUUAUCAAGAACUCGAAAACUGAUUCACCGAUUGUCUUGAUAUUUAUCAUGUGCAUUAGCCUUUAAAAGUAGAUGAAAUUGGGGUCACUAUGUCAUGGUCACUGUCACAAAAAGUGUGAAAAUCUUUUCUGAUCUAUAACUCAUCAAAGAAAUGACCGAUUGGCUUGAUACUUCACAUGUGAAUUGGCCUUGGACAGUACAUGACUCCUAUUGAAACGGGGUCACUAGUUCAAAGGUCAAGGUAACUUUGACAUUCAGUGUUAAAUUGGUUUCCAUUCAAUAUGUCUUGUUAAAGAGUAGGGUAAUCAGGGACAACAUUUUCCACUUUAUAUUUUUAGUUUCAAGAAAGUCUCUUCUCAGAAAAGAUCGAGUUGUAGGUAGCGCACCCCUAAUGACUUCCCGCGAUUUAUUUUACGAUCAUUGCAGAUCUUCAAUGAUCGGUUAUUUCCUAGAGAUGCAUUUUUUUUUUCAAACUUCGAAUUUUGAUAUAUGUUUAUGUAAUUUCUUUAGAAUACAUUAUUUUCACAAUAAAUAUUUACUUUGAUCCUAAUAUCAUCUGAAAAAUAUGAUUUCGCGAUUUCUUCAAAGAUCAAAGAGCCUUUUUAUCUGUUUACUUAUCGAUAUCUAAUUUAAGCUUGCACUAAUGUGAAGUUGUCGUGGCCGAGUGGUUAAGGCGAUUGACUAGAAAUCUUUUGGGAUCUUCCCGCGCAGGUUCUAAUCCUGCCGACAUCGCAUACUUUUUGCAACGCGUUUUAUUUCUUUUCUAUGGUAAUUUGAUUUAAUGUAGCAUAUGAGCUAUGUUUAUUGUUAAAUAUGUUGAAAUUUUUAUGCACAUCCUUCAAUUUUUAAAAUUAAAACAAUGUUAUGGCUAAAUUGGGUGAUUUACUGCUGAAAAUAGGAAUGAUGCAUGUGGCAUUUUUAUUUCAAAAAGUAAACGGUAAAUCUGCCAAUUUCUUGCUAUUUUUGCUGUAUAUAGUGUUUCUAUAAAAACUAAGUUUAAAAUAUAACUUAAAUGAUACUAUUUUCAAUUUUUUGACACUUUGUGUUUAACCGACCCAAUUUUUACUUGGCUGAAAGCACUUACAUUUCAUGGCGCUCUUCCAUAGAUAAAAAAUUGUAAAAUAUAAAUGUCUGUAAAAGAAUACUAUUUUCAUCUUGUUCAAACUUUAAAAACCUUUACUGAAUCUGUACACACCAACUGCAUGCCCAUAUUUGGAAAUUUGAAUGAAUUAUGGAACUUUUAUAUACCCCAGGGGUGAAAAUAAACUGGACAAAAGCCGAGCGACGGGGUGGUUUUGAAAAAAAUCGGUAUAUUUUUUUUUAAAGCAUGGAAAGCCUACCUAAAAAUGUGCAUGUAGUUCAGUGAAAUGAUGCUGAUUAAGAAAAUAAUUAAUUUAUAUAUUUGGCUAUGUGCCCAUUAGGGGUAGGCUACCUUAAGGGGAAAGUGUUGUCGUUGAUUAGCCUGUGCAGUCCACACAGGCUACUCAGGGAUGACACUUUACUCACAUGCAAUUAACCCCUUUUGAGAGAUCCCGGCUCAUAAUCAUAUCAAUUGGCUUCUCGAAUAAAGCAAGAUCUUCAUUGUAAACUUUUCUUGAUGAUCUUAUCAUAUCUUCAAUCUUGUAAAUUGUGUUCAUUGUAGAAAAUGUUUUCAUGGUUGCAAAAUUUCUAAAAUCAACUGCAAGCAAUUAUUAAUCGGGAUCAUCAUAUUAAAUUGUACCAGAUGGCACUGUAUUGUAACAAAGUGCAACGUAUCAGUUGGUACUUCCACAUUGUGGUGAUCACAAAAAUGUCACAUUCUAGUACUGACCGUUGCAAUCCUAAGAAUAAAAUGAAUUCAAUAGUUAAA
Messenger RNA from Dreissena polymorpha, 3926 nucleotides. Its product is annotated as F-box only protein 21-like. The record is from RefSeq and is a predicted model, not a curated record. Gene Ontology annotation, molecular function: DNA binding. Bases 4 to 870 code for a protein of 288 amino acids. The transcript is spliced from 7 exons. Lineage: Eukaryota; Metazoa; Mollusca; Bivalvia; Myida; Dreissenidae.